This is a messenger RNA of Monopterus albus (swamp eel), 2860 nucleotides long. RefSeq names its product zinc finger protein 37-like. Gene Ontology annotation, biological process: embryo development; regulation of transcription by RNA polymerase II. Lineage: Eukaryota; Metazoa; Chordata; Actinopteri; Synbranchiformes; Synbranchidae. Gene Ontology annotation, molecular function: RNA polymerase II transcription regulatory region sequence-specific DNA binding; DNA-binding transcription factor activity, RNA polymerase II-specific. The coding region runs from base 91 to 2802 and encodes 903 amino acids. Gene Ontology annotation, cellular component: nucleus. The transcript has 2 exons. The record is from RefSeq and is a predicted model, not a curated record.
CAGAAAACCAGCAACGCAAGUUUUAUUGCGUUUGCUGAAAUAGUUUUAUGAAGUUUCUGCGAGAAGGGGUGUUACAGUUUUAACCCAACGAUGUCUUCAGUCCAAAGUAUGCGCAGGUUUGUCUGUGAUCGACUGACUGCGGCUGCUCAAGAGAUACUGGGAGCCUUUGAAACCAGAAUAGAGGACUACGAGACGGAACUUGCCCGUCAACGCAGACUACUGGAAAGCGUGUUAACCCCUGAUGUAAAGUUACACCAGACAGAUCUCCCACAAACAUCCAUCCAUAAAGAGCAGGAGGUUCUCCUGAACCACCAGCAGCACAGUAACCAGCAGCCAAACUCCAGUUUGGAUGACUCAGAUCCUCCACAGGUUAAACAGGAACGUGAGGAAAUAUGCAUCAGUCAGGAACGACAGCAGCUUACACAGCACCAGGAGGCUGAUGCCUCCAAUUUAACUUUGGCUUGUGAGAGAAGUGUCUCUAGUGACCAGUCUCAGUCUUUGGAGCCUGACCAGACUCAGAGUGCAACAAAUAAAGAUCCACAUUCCAGUAUCUCAAGCAAAGAUAUAUUCUCUGAAUCUGACAGGGAGAGUUUUGCAGUAGCAACACCAAACUGUGACCAGGAGAUUUUCUCUCCCAAUUCUCCUGCAUCUGAGAGCCAAGAUCUCACAGUGCCCAAUCAUGGAAGUGCAACACCAAGUAGAUAUAUUGAGUCAGCAUCCAACAUGGAAAGCAAUGAUGAGAACACAGCAUCAGCUGCAGAAUUUGGGCCAACAUUGGAUGAGAUGAACAACAGUGGGAAUACCACAUCAACUAGUUGUACCGAGCAGAAAUAUAACAAUGAAACCAUUACAUCUGCUACAAGUAGUGAGCAAGCAUCAUAUGAGAAACUCGAUAAUGAAAAAACAUCAGCUUUAACUACUGAGCAAACACCUAGUAAAAAACAAAAUGAUGAGAACACAACAUCAACAGCAACUUCUGAAACAACACCACAUAAGAAAUGUAAUGAGAACACAACGACAAAUGGAAAUACAGAACCUGUACCAAAUGAGAAACCUACAAAUGAGAAUAAAACAUCAACCAGAAGUACAGAAUUAACACUUAAUAAGCAAUAUAAUGAUGCGAACACAACAUCAGCUAGAAGCACUGAGCUGACACCACAUGAGAAGUAUGAUGGGAACACAGCAUCAAAAGGAAAUGGAGAGUCUUCACCAAAUGAGAAAUGCCAAGAUGGGAGACCAACUACAACUGAAAGUGUUGAGCUAACACCAAAUGAGAAAUGUAACAAGGAUAACACAACAACUAGAAGUACUGAGAUGACACCAGAGAAGACACACUACAAUGAGGAAACAACAUCAACUAGAGGUUUUCAGCCAACACAGAAUGAGAAACCCAAUGAUAAAACCACAACAGCAAAGAAAAGCACCAAGGUAACACCAAACAAGAAAAGUAACAAUAAGACCCCACAAUCAGCUAGAGGCACCAACCUGACACCACAUGAGGGUGUCACAUCAAAAGGAAAUAGUGAACAAACACCAAAAAAGAAAAGCCAAGACGGGAGAUCAAAUUCAGCUGUAAGUGUUGAGCCAGCACCAAAUGAGAAAUGCAAUGAUAAGACCACAAGAUCUACCAGAAGUACUGAGCUAACACAAAAUGAGACAUGUAACAAAGAGGCUGCAACAACUAGAAAUACUGAGAUGACACCAAAGAAGAGAUGUAAUGAUGAGAAAACAACUAGAGGCACCCAGCCAACACAGAAUGAGAAAGCAAAUAGAAGUACAAACCAAACACCAAAUAAGAAUUGUAACAGUGAGAACACAUCACCUAAAAGUACUGAGUCAUCACCUAUUAAGAAACCCAGUGAUGAGAAGACGUCAACCAAAAGUACCAUGUCGACUCCAAAUAAGAAAUACAAGCAUGGGAAAAUUACUUCUACUCAAAGUACCACACCAACACGAAAUCAGAACUGUACAGAUGGAAACACAGAGUCUACAAAAAGUAAGGAACCACGUAAAAGACAAACAACAUCAUAUGGAAGUACUGACCCACUACCAAACAAGAGAUGCAAAGAUCAGAAUAUAACAUCAGGUGGUAGUAUUGAGAAUAAUGAAAACCCUUACACAUGUGACCGGUGUGGUAAGGUUAUGACUAAUUUCAAAAACUACAAAUUUCAUAUGAAAUCCCACACAGUUGAAAAGACUUUCAAAUGUGACACUUGUGGAAAAAUGUUCAGGGAGAGUUGGGAUUUGAAUAAACAUCUGGUAAUUCACUCUGUUGAGAAGCCUUUCAAAUGCAAUGUUUGUGGAAACGGAUUCAACAGGCGUUAUAAUCUCGACCUGCAUCUUAGGGUUCACACUGGGGAAAAGCCGUACAAAUGCAACAUAUGCGACAAAAGCUUCAGCUCACGUGUGAAUAUGAAAAAGCACCUGAGAAUUCAUACAGGUGAAAAACCUUACACAUGCAGCGACUGUGGAAAGGAGUUUGCAGAUUCCUCGUCAUUCAAAAAUCACCUGCGAGUUCAUACUGGGGAAAAGCCCUUUAAGUGUUCCUACUGCAAGAGAAAAUUUGCUACCAGGACAACACUGAAAAGGCACAUCAGAACACACACGGGUGAAAAGCCGUAUAAGUGCAGUGUGUGUGACAAGCAGUUUGGGCACAGAACAGACCUGAAAGGACAUAUGAGGACCCAUACUGGCGAGAAGCCUUACAAAUGCAGUGCUUGUGGAGAACAGUUUUCCAGCUGGUCAAAGCUCAAUAAACACAAGAAAGUUCACACAAGGGAUGCACAGAGCUGCACUGCUUAAGGAUAAUCACCUUUAUUUGGCCAAGUAUGUUACACACAAGGAAUUUGUUUCCAGUACA